This is a messenger RNA of Triticum turgidum subsp. durum (durum wheat), 1557 nucleotides long. NCBI's taxonomy places the organism in Eukaryota, Viridiplantae, Streptophyta, Magnoliopsida, Poales, Poaceae. The record is from the annotation of a GenBank genome assembly.
AUGGAUAUCUCACUACCCCAGCAAUGGCUCCUCCUCCUCCUAGCCGGCAUCCUCCUCCCCGUCGUCUCGUACCUGCUAGUGACGAAGCACAGAGCCGAGGAAGGGCGGCUGAAGCUGCCGCCGGGCCCGAAGCCGGUGCCGGUGCUCGGCAACCUGCACCAACUGGGCUCUCUACCGCAUCGCAACCUGCGCGACCUGGCCGGGCGGCACGGCCCCGUCAUGCUACUCCGCCUCGGCGCGGUGACGACGGUGGUGGUCUCGUCCGCGGCUGCGGCGCGCGACGUGAUGAAGGCCCACGACGUCGAGUGCUGCAGCCGCCCCGCAUCGCCGGGCCCCGCGCGGCUCUCCUACGGGCGCAAGAGCGUCUCGUUCUCGCCAUACGGCGCCUACUGGCGCGACAUGCGCGGACUCUUCGCCGCGGAGCUCCUCGGCACGCGCGGCGUCAGAGCCGCCUGGGCCGCACGGCGGGAGCAGGUGGACAGGCUCAUGGCCGCCCUGGGCAGCGCUGCGGGGCCGGUGUCGUUGGACGAGCACGUGUUCCGUGUCGCCGACGGCGUCAUUAGCACGGUGGCGUACGGGAGCGUGUACGGCGCGGAGGCGUUCGCGGGCAAGCACAAGGGGUUCCAGCAUGUGCUAGAGGAGGCCAUGGACAUGUCGGCCAGCUUCUCCGCCGAGGACUUCUUCCCCAACGCCGUCGGCCGCCUCCUCGACCGGCUCGCCGGCAUAGUCGCGCGCAGGGAGAGGAUCUUCAGAGACCUCGACGGCUUCUUCGAGGCAGUGCUGGAGCAGCACCUGCACCCCGCGCGCCCCAAGCCGGAGAGCGGCGGCGGCGACCUGGUGGACGCCCUCAUCAGAAUCUGCGAGGAGCACGGCUUCACGAGGGACCACGUCAAGGCUGUCCUCCUGGACGCGUUCCUCGGCGGCGUCGACACGAGCUCGGUGACGAUCCUGUGGGCGAUGUCGGAGCUGAUCCGAAAGCCGCAAGUGCUGAAGAAAGUGCAGGAGGAGAUCAGGGCCGCGGUCGCCGUCAACGGCAACAACGAGCAGCGGGUGCAGCCGGACGACCUGCCGAAGCUGACCUACCUGAAGAUGGUCGUCAAAGAGACCCUGCGGCUUCACCCGCCGGUGACGCUGCUUCUGCCGCGGGAGACACUGCGGCGGGUGGAAAUCGGCGGCUACGAUGUGCCGGCAGGGACGCGGGUGCUGGUGAACGCGUGGGCCAUCGGGAGGGACCCCGCGAGCUGGGGCCAGGACGCGGCGGAGUUCCAGCGGGAGAGGUUCGAGUCCGGCGGGAGGCACGGCGAGGUGGACUUCCGCGGCGCUCACUUGGAGCUGAUGCUGUUCGGCGCCGGCCGGCGAAUCUGCCCCGGACUGGCCAUGGGGGUGGCGAACGUGGAGUUCACGUUGGCCAACAUGUUGUACGGCUUCGAGUGGGAGCUGCCGGAGGGGACGGUGGCGGAGAAGCUGAGCAUGGAGGAGGCCGGCAGACUGACUUUCCACCGCAAGACGCCGCUGGUGCUCCUGCCCACCCCAUACGUACCGCCGAGAGCUGGCUAG